AUGGCUCAACGUGUUACUUUCAGAAGAAGAAACCCAUACAACACUCGUUCCAACAAGAUCAAGGUUGUCAAGACCCCAGGUGGUGUGUUGCGUGCCCAGCACACCAAGAAGUUGGCUACCAGACCUAAGUGUGGUGACACUGGUGUUCCUUUGCAGGGUGUCUCUACCAUGAGACCAAGAGAGUACGCUACCGUCUCCAAGACUCACAAGACCGUCUCCAGAGCCUACGGUGGUGUCCUAUGCGCCAACGCCGUCAAGGAGAGAAUCGUCAGAGCUUUCCUGAUCGAGGAGCAAAAGAUCGUCAAGAAGGUCGUCAAGGAGCAAGCCGAGUCUGCCAAGACCACCGGCAAGAAGAAGUCCAGAAAGAACUAA
This is a messenger RNA of Lachancea thermotolerans CBS 6340, 372 nucleotides long. RefSeq names its product 60S ribosomal protein eL34. Lineage: Eukaryota; Fungi; Ascomycota; Saccharomycetes; Saccharomycetales; Saccharomycetaceae. Bases 1 to 372 code for a protein of 123 amino acids. Gene Ontology annotation, molecular function: structural constituent of ribosome. Gene Ontology annotation, cellular component: ribosome. Gene Ontology annotation, biological process: translation. The transcript is spliced from 2 exons. The record is from RefSeq and is a predicted model, not a curated record.